This is a messenger RNA of Dendrobium catenatum, 1663 nucleotides long. RefSeq names its product pentatricopeptide repeat-containing protein At5g46100. The record is from RefSeq and is a predicted model, not a curated record. The coding region runs from base 43 to 1521 and encodes 492 amino acids. Gene Ontology annotation, molecular function: protein binding. The transcript has a single exon. NCBI's taxonomy places the organism in Eukaryota, Viridiplantae, Streptophyta, Magnoliopsida, Asparagales, Orchidaceae.
GUCCGUCGAUUUUCACUCUAUCCCCCACCCCGUUUCACGCCUAUGGUCUCCUCCAAAGCUCCGGCAAUCAAGUGGACGGCGCCGCCGGCACCUUCCCACGUCCUCCAGUUAAUCCGCUCCGAGCGUGACAUACAGAAAGCUCUGCUCAUCUUCGAAUCCGCCUCCAACGAGUAUUCCUCCGGCUACCGCCAUGACCAUUCAACCUUUGCACUUAUGGCCACCCGCCUCGCCGCCUCGGGCCUUCACCGUCCCGCUGAAUCCCUCCUAUCCCGUGCCUUCUCCGAGCUAGGUGACCCUCCUGCGGAACCCUCCUUCCUCCCCCUCAUCCGCGCUUACUCCCGCGCCCACCUCCCUCUCGACGCCCUUCGUCUCUUCCGUCGCAUGACCUCCGACUUCCUCCUUCGCCCUUCCCACCGCUCCUACAACGCCGUCCUCGCCGCUCUCGUUGCAAACAACCAUCUUUCCCUUGCCAAAACCCUCUUCAACGAGAUGAAGGUGAGCGGUGUCCCCUUCACUGUUUCGUCUUUCAAUAUCCUCAUCAAGGCCCUUUGCUCCUCCGGCGUCAUUGAGGCCGCAUUCCGCAUAUUCCAUCAAAUGCCAGACCGAGGAUGCCCGCCGGACGCCUGCACUUACAGCACUUUAAUCGACGGGCUUUGCCAGCAUGGAAGAGUUGAUGAUGCAUGUAAGCUGUUUGAUGAAAUGCCGCAACAUGGGCUUUCACCCACGGUAAUCACUUUUACUUCUUUGAUGCAUGGUUUGUGCAGGUCUGGCCAGUUCGAACAUGCUCUCAAGGUGUUUGAUGAGAUGUGUAAGAAAGGGGUUAAGCCCAAUGUGGUCACCUAUAGCUCAUUAAUUGAUGGACUCUGUAAAGGUGGCCGAGCAAUGGAGGCAAUGGAGUUGUUAGAGCAGAUGAGGAAACAGGGAUGCUUGCCAAAUGUUGUCACCUAUACUGCUCUUAUCAAUGGUUUAUGCGGCGAAGAAAAACUCCGAGAAGCAUUAGAGGUUUUCGAUAAGAUGAGGCUCCAUGGGAGAAAGCCAGAUGCUGGACUGUUUGGGAAGAUUAUCAAAAGGUUCUGUGCAUCUAACAGAUAUCAGGAAGCUGCAAACUAUUUGGAUGAGAUGGUUCUUAGUGGAAUUGUGCCAAACAGAUUAACUUGGUGCCUUCAUGUUAGGAUUCACAAUAUGGUGAUAAGAGGGCUUUGUAGCUCAGGGGAGAUAAUUCGAGCUUUUCAGGUUUACCUUUCGUCGAGGAAUCGGGGAAUUUCAGUUGAGCCUGAGACAUAUAGUCUUCUUCUGGAGUUGUCCUGCAAGAAAGGGGAUGUUCAGAAGGCUUCAAGCAUUGUUGAUGAGAUGAUGAUUGAUGGGUGCAUUCCUGAUCAUACUUCAUGGUGUUCAAUUCUGGAUGUAUUAUGGGCUUCGAGAAAGGUUAGGGAAGAAGCUGAGUUGAUGUGGGAUAAACUGGUCUGUGGAGUUGGAGAUCAUGGAGCCUCUGAAGGUAAUCAAAAUUAUGGUUAUGCUUAGUUUGGCAUACAAAAAAAGUUGUGUUAGCAUAUCCUGAUAUAAUUUUGAUUAGGAUAGACGAUGAAAUUAUUUUAUUUGAGUUGAGAUUAAUGAUAUAUAUACCAAUCAGUAAAAUUUGGUUUCAUUCAUUAAUAUUUGUGUU